Messenger RNA from Symsagittifera roscoffensis, 6579 nucleotides. RefSeq names its product putative leucine-rich repeat-containing protein DDB_G0290503. NCBI's taxonomy places the organism in Eukaryota, Metazoa, Xenacoelomorpha, Acoela, Convolutidae. The record is from RefSeq and is a predicted model, not a curated record. The transcript has a single exon. The coding region runs from base 230 to 6046 and encodes 1938 amino acids.
CAGAAAGACCAAGGAGCAUCAUGGAACAGAAAAUAUGAUAAUUCAUUCCGAAACACUAACUUCAUCAGAUGCGAUGUUAAUAUUCGAUUUUCUUGCUUUCCAAAUGCGUUUUUCAGAUUCAAAUGCUUCGCUUUAAUCAUGAUAUUGUAAAACGGAGAACUUCAUUGGUAAACAAAAGAUUCCCAAUGUAAAAGUUCCCAUCUUCAUAUUCAGUUUUUUAUACGACUUAAUGGAGUUCAAUUUCAAAGGGUUUCGCGACAAAUUGGCUGCUCAAGUAGAUUCUUCGAAAGAAGCCCUUCUGAAGUCAGCAGUUUCUCCCAGACAGAGUCUAACGAAUGUGUUUGUGGCAGCAGAGCAGCCGAUGCCUCCCGAACGCACGCGUAAACCCUCGGACGCGAGUUCCGUCGCCAGCGAUGUUGUUGGAGCGUCUUCCGGGUUUGAGUCCAAUAUAACGACUCCCGGAAGAGUGAGCAGAGAGUACUCGGUGUCCAAUCAGAAUCUGAACUCAAGUCUUCUAGGUGUAAACUCAGUUGCCGAGAACGAAGUUUCAACGACCUUGUUCUCGGGUGGGCGAUCUUUCCAGUCGGGCUACUCGGACGAAAGCGCAUCGGAAGCUGGUAGUUCAGUGAGUCAGCAUGUCAUGCCAACCAUCAUAUCAGAGAACUCGGAAAGUAUCGUUUCUCCCACUGGUGCUGUUCGGGGGGCGGGAAAACAAGGAAAAGGAGGAGAGGAAAUAAUCGCAAUCCCAACUGAAGAAGAAAUAGAAAUCCAGAAAACACAAAUUUUGGCUAAUUACACAACAGAUCAAAUAGUGUCAGCUUUUAUCAAAAACAAAGUCAGAUUACAGAACUAUAAAUCUACGUUAAGAAAAUGUAAAAUUCAGAAUGAAGAUUUGAGUAAAGAUCAGCAUAAGCUAACUCAGUUACUGGAGACGACGCAGGAUAAGUACAUGAGGAAAAUCAGCGAAAUGAAAGAAGCGUCACAUCUAGACAGAGAGGCGAAAGCACACCUGGAGAAAGUUCUUCAAGACGAUUUAGAAGAGAAAACGAUGAUAAUCGAAUCUCUUAAUCAGAAAAUUUCACUGCUGAAAUCGGGAAGAAAGACGCAAAGUGAGGAAAAUCUUGACGAGAUUAUGACUCAACACGAAGAGUUGCAGAGUUAUGUUGUUAAAUUGAAAAUGUAUGAAAAGUUUUGUAAAGAUUUACAGAAUUCCUUUAAUGAGUCAGUUGGAAGUCAACUGGAAGCCUCGCAAUCACCUCGUAUGUUGAGCCAAACUUUGGGUAAAAUGUAUAUAGAAUUGAUUAAAAAGUUCACUGAUGAUUGUGAAAAUGGAUCGAAUUUCGACGACAAUCAAAUCCAAUCAUCAUUGGAGAGAGAAGCUAAAUUGAACGAAGUUUACGCAAAGUGUUACCAGCUCAGUGCAAUAUUGGAGCAAGGAGACGAAUCAUCGGAUAUUGUGAACGAAGUUAGCCAAAUGAAAACUGAGAAAGCCACUUUGGAAAGUGAACUAAGUUCAAAAUCAGCUCAAAUCGAAAACUUAGAAAUUGAUUUGAAAUCUUAUAUCGACAAAUAUCAGGCUUUGAUCGAAAGCAAAACUAACAUAAGCAGAAACGAUGAAAGUUCUAAAAGUGAACUUAAAUCGACAGAUUCUGAAAAUCGUUUAAACGAAGCAGUAAAAUCCAUAGGAGAUCUCGAAAUGCAGUUGCGAGAUUGUCAGAAUUUGUUGGAAAAAAGCUGUCAAGAAUCCGAAAAGCUGAGGAGAGAUUUAGAAGAGUCGGAAAAACUGCAUAAGCUUGAAGUAUGUUCACGCGAAGAUGUUGAAAAGAGGCUGAAAUUGUGCGAAGAAAAAGUAAUUGCUUUGAAUGAUGAAUUAGCCGAAGCGAAACGAAACCAUGAAACUGUUUUGACGUCAAAAGAAGAACUUGAGAAACGUUUAAGUGAAAGUGAGAGGAGCUUUAAAGAAGUAGAAAGACAGAAAAUAGAGUUGCAAGAAGUAAAGGAGAAAAGUUCGAGCGAACUUGAAACUACUUUGACUGCCAAAAUCGCCGAUCUGGAUCAUAAGUUGUCAAGUUCAGAAUCAGCAAAACAGGAAAUCCAAUUAGCUUUAGAAUCUUUAAAACACAAUAGCAAUGAAAUUUCGAAUAAAAAUUUGGAGUUGUCAAAUGAUAUAGUUCGUUUGCGAUCAGAAUUUGCAUCUAAGGAAUCAGUAAUUUCUGGUCUAAAUGUCGAAAUAGAAAAGUGCAAGGAGACAAUUUCUAAUUCCGAAAAGCAACUUCACGAAGCACAUGAAUGCAAAGCCGAAAUAGAAUCAAGGCUGGAAAUUCUUCAGGUCGCUAAUCAAGAUCUGCAGGAGAAACUGUCCGCUUGCGAGAAUGAAAGUUCAGAAAUGAAAAUAACCUUAGACAGAGUUGAAAACGAAAAAUCAGAGGCGAUCAAAGAAAAAACUGAAAUGAUUGGGAAAAUUGAUCUGCUCAAUUCAGAAGUACAAUCAAAGUCACAGAUUAUCGAAGCGAAUGAAGCCGAACUUAAAAGCUGCAGAUGUAAAGUUUCGACAUUAGAAGCUGAACUCGAAGGGUUGCAAAACUCGAAUCGUGAAUUGAAAAAUUUAAUUCAAAAUAUGGAAGUUCUGAAUCAAACACAAUUUAACGAGCACGUUGAAUCUGUGCAAAAUGGAUUUCAUUCUGCUCCAAAUGGAGAGCAUUGUAACAAAAUUGAAAUUCAUGAAGAUGCUAUUGAAAAUAUUCAAGAAGAAUCCAUAGUGUGCAAUCAAGCGGAAUCGUUUUUAGAAUCGAUUCCUUUGACGGAAUCGAAGUUAAUCCGAAGCGAGUCGAUGGAACAGUCGGCACAAACUGACAGCGAAAAUUCAUUGACAGAAUGCAGUCUUCUGAAUUGCACGAACGAUAAGAACGAGCUUCAGGCCGAUUUGACAAGUGCCAAUGCACGAAUUGAGGAGCUGAUGGGAAAAAUUGAGUCUCUCAGUUACACGAAGUAUGAAGAAGGAAAAUUGACCAGUAGGAUUGAAGAGUUAUGUUCCGAGAAGGAAACUUUAGAAGUGUCAGUGGCUUCGAUUUCGAAAGAUCGUGACCAGAAAGUGUCAAGUUUGAAUGAAAGAGUGAAAGAACUGCAGCAAGAACUGGAGUGUAAAGUGGACGAAGUUGAAGCUUUGGCCGAUGCAGUUGCAGCGAGUAGUCAGAAUUCAGUCUCAAAUGAAGAGUACGAUAAUUGCGCACUGGAAAAUGUGGAGGUCAAGCGCAAUUACCACCAGUUGUCACAAGAGUUUGAAAGCAUGAAGGAAAAAUUGCUAGUCGAAAAACAACAAGCUGUAAAUGAUCUUGAAAUAGAAUUAAAAGACGCGUUCAACAAAGAGAAAAGAGUUUUCACGAACGAAAAGUUAGAGUUGAAUAAAGAGCUGGAAAAAUGCAGAGCAGAACUGUCUGAAAUGGCUGAAAAGUUUUCGAAUGCAGAGUCAAAAUUAACAGAAUUAAAAACUAAAAUAGAAAAUUUGGAAGAAAUUACUAAGGAACUAAAUGAAGCAAAGCACAAGUUGAAUGUUUUAGUCCAAGAAAAGGAAACCGAAAUUUCAUCAUUGCAAAAGCUGAAAGAGGAUCAUGUAAAAUUGCUAGAAGCUAAAAGCUCAUGGGAAUCGUCAUUAGAGGAUCAGGCAGAACAAUUCAGCCUAGAAAGGAAAAGUUUCAAUGAAAAAAUAGAAGGUUUGGAAAAAGCGUUUGGGGAGGCUGAUUCUAAUGCUUCUCGCGUGAACAGUUUGCUAGACGAGUAUGAAAAAAGCUACGAGGAAAGGAUAAGUAAACUGCGUGAUGAACUGGAGCAGCAAGAAAACGAAGUGAAAUUCCUCAAAAACUCCCUCGAAGACUCGGAAAGCCGAGUGGAAGAAAUAACGACUGAUUAUGAAACGAAACUUAAGAAAUCAAUAGAGACAAAAAUUAGUCUGGAAACCGAAGUCGAAGAACUUAAUUCGAGGCUCAAAACGAGCCAAGCUGAAAUUGAGUCACAAUUGAAAACUUUACAAUCAGAGCAAGAAAAAUUAAGAUCUGCGGAAACAGUUAAUGAGCAGCAAAAAGCAAAGUUCGACGACUACAAAAAGAAAGUAGAAGAAAAAUUUUCUUCUCAAAAGCAAAUAAUCAACGAGAAAUUCAAAGCUAAAGACAAAGAAAUUGAAAAACUUCAGCAAAUGACGACUGAUCAGCAAGAACAGCUCAAAUAUCUCCUCGAGGAAAAAGAAAGUUUGUUUGUGGAAAACUCAAACAAUAAAUCACAAGUUGACAGGUUGACAAGCGAACUUGGAGAAAGUCACAAGUUAGUGAAUUCAACUCUGGAACAGAGUCAAAAUGAUGUUAUGUUAGUGCGACAUCAGCUGGAAGAACAGCUGAAGUCUCUCAAAAGUGAAAAUGAAGAAUUGCGCCGAAAGUUAGAACACGAUGGCAAGGAAAAAUUUGGAAAACUGGAGGCAAAAGUCGAUAGUUUACAAAUUGAAAUUUCAGAAAAUGAGGCGCACUUAGUUCAGUUAAGCGAUGAGUUGAAAUCGAGCCAAGAAACUUGUAGGAGGAAUCAAGAAGCAUAUGACGAAGAAAAACAGUCUAUGACGAAGUCGCAUUACGUGGAAAGAAAUAAACUAGCAGCGGAUUUGAAGUUACUUCAAAAUGAGAAAUCGGAAGUUGAAAUGACACUUGCCACAGUUAAAAAAGACUUUCAAAAGUAUCAAAUGAAAAUGGAGGAGAGCAAUAAAAGAAAUAAGGAAAAAAUUGAAACACUGAAAACCUCUUCGAAUGAGGAAAAAUUAUCGAAGGACAGAGAAAUUAAAACACAAUCUGACGAAAUCGUUAAACUAAGAGACACUUUGCAGAAAAUCCGGUCAAAGCACGGAGAUGAAAUUUCAGAAAUAAAAACAAAACAUGCUUCCCUAGUUAAAAGUCUCGACGAUCAGAUACGAGAAGGAAAGAGCACUUCGCAGAAGAAAACAGAGAGUUUGAGACGGAAUCACGAAGAAGAAAUGAGCAAAAUUGUCAAAUCUCAUAAUGAAGAAAUGACUAUUUUGACCUUGAGUCAUCAAGAAAACGUGAAGAACUUGUUCUUAGAAUGUGAACAAAAAGCGGCCGAAUCAGAGACAGAGUUGAGUAAUAACUUCAACGAGGAAAUCGCAUCGUUGCGUCAUCAGAUCGCAGAGAAAGAAGUUGCCAAUCAGGAAUUAGAGACGAGAAUAGCCGAGUUGACGACUCAGUUGCACAAGGAAACCUUGUCGGCGACCUUGCACGAAUACAAACAAAAAUACGAAACGCUUGUUCACACCUCGCAAAGUGACAUCAAACGAAUGGAAAAACAAAAUGAGCAGAAAGUCAAAGCGAUGGAAAACAAAUCGCACGAAGACCAAAGAGUUUUAGAGAAACAGGUGCAGGAACAAAAACUGAUAAUCGCGAAUUUGGAGUUUGAGAUACAAGAUUUAGAAUCAAAUUACAAGGCUGAAAGAUCAAGAAAUGAUUUAUUGAGUAAGGAAGCCAAAACGAAACAGAAAAAUUCGGAUUUGAAAUCACUGUUAGAAGCGAAGGAAUCUGAAAUUGAGCGAAUGGAGGAAACUUUGAAGACCAGUUUGAAGUCAAAAGACCAAGACUGUGACGAGAGAUUGAAGCGAGAAAGAGAUAAAAUUGUGCGAGAAAUGGACGAAUAUUAUUCGGAGAAAUAUCACGACUUGGUAUCAUCCACAGUUGAAAGUCGAUCCUCAGAUAACAACGGGUUGCAUGUGAAUGGAGCAAGUAUGUCAGAAGAAAGUAUCGCUUCGCCGAGUAAUCAGAGAGAGGAAGUUGCUGUGUUAACGUCCCCUGCUAACCUAUCGCUUUCUAGUCAGGAGAACUUGUUCAACAUGGAAGACCCAACUCAACUGCAGUUCCUGAGAACUAUUCUGAGACAGUUCAUCAUGGGCCAGGAGAAGAUGGUGAUGGCGAAAGUUUUGGUGUCAAUUGCAAAGUUUGACGACAGGGAAUCUAAAGAGAUCUUACGAGCUGUGAAACAAGGUCAGAAAUGGAUUCCUUUGUAGCGUUCAGUCGAUCUUUGUACGAAAAUUGCAUAUUCGAGCCUUGCAAAAGAAGCAGAUUCGUAGUUGCGUGUGUACUAAUAACUUUUCGAGUAAUGUUGUUCAGACUGUAUGGUUGAAAUACAGCCAGGGACUUCUUUUUAGGAACUGAAAUAAGGAGUUGUACUGUAUAAUGCUCAUUACUGGGUUGCAUUAAUUGAAAUGUUAAUAGUGCUUUUGUAUGUCAAUAUCGAUAUCCUAUUUUAUGAUAGUAUGCUCAACUAUCUAGGUUAGACAACUUGGUGCUGGAUUUCAUCGGUAUGAAUUAUGAGAGGAAAUAUUAAUUACAGGAACUUCGGUGUUAAUAUUGUUUGCAGUUUUCAAUGUAUUGUACAGUAAGACUAUUCAAUGAAAUUAAAAAUGGUUUUAAUUCUUUCAAAUACAGUUCUUAUAUAAAUUGUUUGAAUUAUUUAGUUCGAAGAUGGAUCUCUUGUUGUCUCUAAAUAUAUUACUGGUGUCUAUCUAUAAUCUGCAUUGUAAAAAUGUGAAUUAUUUUU